Messenger RNA from Fusarium sp. VM40, 1701 nucleotides. NCBI's taxonomy places the organism in Eukaryota, Fungi, Ascomycota, Sordariomycetes, Hypocreales, Nectriaceae. The record is from the annotation of a GenBank genome assembly.
AUGAGCCUAUGCAGUCUUUGCAAGGGAAUACCUUGGGAUACCCUCCCUGAAGCUCCGAGGGAUAGCUGGUGGCCACCCAGCGGCGUCACCCCUAUUUAUGAAUUUCCCCGGUGGCCUAGAAAUAGUCGAGGGUAUGUGCAUCACCAAAGCUUCCGGGCUUUGGAAAAUUCCGCCAAAGAUUUUCACUGUGGUCUCUGUUGCUUGAUUCUGAAGCAAGCAGAGAUCUGCAAGUCAGAGGUAGAAUGGCUUAAGCCUGAACAAGACACAGAACAUUCGGACAGCUACUACUUGCCAACGUGGGAGUUCUGGAUCAUCAAACGACCGAAUGGCGAUGGCAUAUGGGUCAUGACGGACACCAAGAACGCCGCGGCGACGAGGGUAAGGCUGGUAGCAGCGAUUGGACUUUGCGUGCGAAAUGAUGAUCCCCUCAAGCAUAUUUUUCGAGGCCGCCCCGUUGAACAAGAUGGCGGCAGCUCGGUCGGAAUCUCAAGAGUUCGCAACUGGGUGAAUGACUGCAACAAAAGGCAUAACUGUCGACCUCAAGGGACAAUCCUGCCGUCUAGGGUGAUCGACGUGGGGGAUGACAUGACAAGUCCCUAUGUGAAGCUUCGAGAGACAGGAGGGAAUGAGAGUGGAAGUUAUAUUUCAUUGAGGUAUUGCUGGGGCCCAGUUCCACACUUCACUACCACGAAAGCCACUCUUCAAGAUAGAAAACACCAGAUCAGAAUAGCAGACCUGCCAGCGACGCAAAGAGAUACGAUAAAGCUGACCAGUGAGCUUGGGAUUCAAUACCUGUGGAUCGACAGUAUCUGCAUCUGUCAGGAUGACCACGAAGACUGGGAGCGAGAAUCAGCCAAGAUGACGUCCGUCUAUGAUCACUCCUAUCUGACAGUCGCAGCUUCAAAGGGCACCGAUAGCUCGGAAGGUUUGUUUGACCAAAAGGUCCCCAGAGAGUAUUUCGAGUUUGAGUGCGCUUCCGGCGACCGUCGAGGAUCGAUUUUGGCGUUUGAAACAUCACUUCACAGUGAAGCAAUUCCUGAAAAUUACAUAACACUCCCUAAUGAGCCACUCUCUGAGCGCGGCUGGGUUCUGCAGGAACGUGUGUUGUCCCGCAGGACGAUACUUUAUACGACUCAGCAGAUGUGCUUUGAAUGUGGUGAAGGGUUCCAAGGGGAAGACGGCUUACUCUUGGGUCGAGAGUACAUGGAUGUAUACGAGAAGCCAAAGAAAGGCAGUACCCCAGAAAAGGUUUGCGAGGCCGAGACUAAUAAGGGCCAUAACACAUCCAGUGGACAUAAAGCAAUAUUAGGAGCAUGGCGCGAGCUGUUAUACUCAUACGGCCAAAGGAAGCUCACCCAUGCCUCUGAUAAACUUCCCGCCGUAUCUGGACUCGCAAGAAUCUAUGCGGAACAACUUGGCGAUAUGUAUGCGGCUGGCCUCUGGCGUUCUCAUCUUGUCAAAGGCCUGGUAUGGGAUGGGAUGAAUUGUAGACGGGUAAGAGAGUAUAAAGCACCCUCCUGGUCAUGGGCAUCCAUAAACGGUGGCUUCUGCUAUGUUAACUCAGAGAAGGACGAAGAGCUCGCUGAAGUAGUCGAUGUCCGUAGUACUUUGAAAGGUGCAAACCCAUAUGGCGAAGUCACCGAUGGCAGGGUUCAGCUCCGGGCACCUAUGGAAUCUGUAUCUAUAGAUACUGAGAACUGA